AUGUUCUGCCAGCAGAACCAGCAGCAGUGCCAGCCCCCUCCCAAAUGUCCCGCCCCCAAGUGUUCCCCAAAGUGUCCCCCAGUCUCUUCCUGCUGCAGUGUCAGCUCUGGGGGCAGCUGUGGCUCCAGCUCUGGGAGUGGCAGUUGCUGUAGCUCUGGGGGUGGUGGCUGCUGCAGCUCUGGGGGUGGAGGCUGUUGCCUGAGCCACCAUGGGCGACUCAGGCCCCACCGUCAUAGAAACCAGAGCUCUGGCUGCUGCAGCCAGCCCUCAGGGGGAUUAGGAUGCUGCAGCCAGCCCUCAGGGGGUUCUGGCUGCUGUGGAGGGGGCAGCAGUCAGUCAUCUGGAGGCUGCUGCUGCUAA
Messenger RNA from Lontra canadensis (Northern American river otter), 360 nucleotides. RefSeq names its product late cornified envelope protein 1D-like. Gene Ontology annotation, biological process: epidermis development. The record is from RefSeq and is a predicted model, not a curated record. The transcript has a single exon. NCBI's taxonomy places the organism in Eukaryota, Metazoa, Chordata, Mammalia, Carnivora, Mustelidae. Bases 1 to 360 code for a protein of 119 amino acids.